Molecule: messenger RNA, 1998 nt
Organism: Ramularia collo-cygni
Lineage: Eukaryota; Fungi; Ascomycota; Dothideomycetes; Mycosphaerellales; Mycosphaerellaceae
Product: probable putative serine/threonine protein kinase
Exons: 4
Coding region: 1-1998 (665 amino acids)
Biological process (GO): protein phosphorylation
Cellular component (GO): plasma membrane; cytoplasm; nucleus
Molecular function (GO): ATP binding; protein serine/threonine kinase activity
Source: RefSeq, a predicted model, not a curated record
AUGCCCGGCACCACCACCACCAGCGAUAACGGGAAGCGAGUCUUCUCCGGCGCCAGCUUGAACAGCAACGGCAAGGUGAACAACUCGGCCGGCCAAAAGAUCAAGAACUUCUUCCGCAUCAGCAGCAGCAGCAAGCAUGAUGGCUCAACGGCGGACACGGCCAGCUCCCACGACGGGCAAAAUGACGGCUCUCGCACGCCGCAAUCCCAGCACAAGGACAACAACAAGUCGAGCCUGCGAAACAGCCGCUUCAUCCCGCACAUCGGCCGGAGUAGGAGUACGACGGUAGCUUCCGAGGGCAACCCGCUGGAUGAUGGCUUGAGUCCCAUUGCACAUGCCAAUCCCUACUUUCAACAUCAAGGCCCACCGGCUCUACGACACCACGAUGAUGGGAGCAUGCCCGGCACUCCGCCCGACUCACCCUCCGCCGCGAGGAAGCUCUCCCCGGAUGAUAAGCAGAAUGGCGGCGGUGGAGGCAAGGAGGAGCUCGCGAGGAAGCUGAGAAGAGUUGCCAGUGCACCCAAUGCCCAAGGCUUGUUCAAGUCCAAGGGCAGCGGCAGUAGACCACAAACGGCAGAGGAUGAUGCAACUCCCCUGCCCAAGAYCAAUGGCUUUGGUCAACACAGCAACUCCAGCGCGCUGAGCAUGGUCGAGACAGUACCCCAGGGCGACAGUCUGCUGCCACCAGGGCUGGAAGGUCCUAUUACACCCGGCAAGCUGCGGAACAGCAUCGCCUUCAGACGGACGUACAGUAGUAACAGCAUCAAGGUCCGAAAUGUGGAGGUGGGACCUGGCAGCUUUGACAAGAUCAAGUUGAUUGGCAAGGGUGACGUAGGCAAAGUAUAUCUGGUCAGGGAGAAGAAGAGUGCGAGAUUAUAUGCCAUGAAAGUCCUUUCCAAGAAGGAGAUGAUCAAGCGCAACAAAAUCAAGCGUGCUCUCGCUGAGCAGGAAAUCCUCGCCACGAGCAAUCAUCCGUUCAUCGUCACCUUGUACCACUCUUUCCAAUCAGAGGACCAUCUAUAUCUAUGUAUGGAGUACUGCAGUGGAGGAGAGUUCUUCAGGGCACUACAGACCAGGCCGAACAAAUGUGUGGAUGAGGAUGCCGCCCGGUUCUAUGCGGCUGAAGUCACAGCAGCUUUGGAGUAUCUGCAUUUGAUGGGGUUCAUAUACAGAGAUUUGAAGCCCGAGAACAUUCUACUCCAUCAGUCUGGCCACAUCAUGCUUUCGGACUUUGACUUGUCCAAGCAGUCAGACGCCGGUGGUGUUCCUGGGAUGAUCCUCGCCGGAGGCCGCAAUGCAAGCGGUGGUAUCUCUAGCAACCCUUCGCCGAACAACAUGCCCACAAUUGACACCAAGAGUUGUAUCAACAACUUCCGGACAAACUCGUUUGUUGGUACGGAAGAAUACAUUGCGCCUGAAGUUAUCAAAGGCUGUGGUCAUACAAGUGCUGUUGAUUGGUGGACUUUGGGCAUUCUCAUCUACGAGAUGCUGUUCGGCACGACGCCUUUCAAAGGCAAGAAUCGCAACGCAACCUUUGCCAAUAUUUUGAGGGAUGAAGUGCCGUUUCCCGAGGGAUCCGGAGCUCCUAACAUUUCCAACCUCUGCAAGUCCCUCAUCCGCAAACUCCUCAUCAAGGAUGAGCUCCGCCGACUUGGAUCUCGCGCUGGCGCCUCAGACGUCAAGUCUCACCCGUUCUUUCGUUCAACAUCGUGGGCUCUUCUUCGCCACUCGAAGCCACCCAUCAUCCCCAACACGGGCCGUGGCGUUGAUACCAUCAACUUUAGAAAUGUCAAAGAGAGUCACAGCGUGGAUCUUGGCUCGAACAAGGGAUUUGGAGUCACGGCCAGCAAGAUGAAAGGCGUACCGCUUGAUUCAGGAUUGGAGACGCCUGGUGGGGAGAUUGUGGACCCCUUUGAGGAGUUCAACAGUGUUACACUACAUCACGAUGGUGAUGACGGAGAGCAUCACCACGACAUGAAUGGCAACGGACAUCGGUAG